This is a messenger RNA of Callorhinus ursinus (northern fur seal), 2124 nucleotides long. NCBI's taxonomy places the organism in Eukaryota, Metazoa, Chordata, Mammalia, Carnivora, Otariidae. The record is from RefSeq and is a predicted model, not a curated record.
AUGGCCGAGAUUAACACCCAGAUCUCCCACCCUGCGGUAAGAACCAUGGACAGAGAUCUUGACCACGUUGAAAACGGCCUCAGCAGGGUCCACUCGCCGAGCAAGGAGACUUCAUCAGAACUGCAGCAGGAGAUCACCAUGGAGACCAGAGGACUGGCAGAGUCCAGGCGAAGCUCCUACACCAGCCAGGGGCCUGCUAGGAUGUCUCGCCUGAUCAUCUCACUGCGAGCCUGGACUACCAGGCACUUACACCAUGAGGCCCAGAGAACGGACUCCUUCCUGGAGCGUUUCCGUGGAGCUGAGCUCAAGGAGGUGUCCAGCCGAGAAAGCAAUGCCCAGUCAAAUGUGGGCGGCCAGGAGCCACCAGACAGAGGAAGAAGUGGCUGGCCCCUGGCCAGAAACAACACCAACACCUGCAACAACUCAGAGGAUGACAAGGCGAAAAAGGAGGAGAAGGAGAAAAAGGAAGAGAAAGAGAAAAACUGCUCAAAACAAGAGGAAAACAAGGACAGCGUGGUGGUGGACCCCUCCGGCAACAUGUACUACCGCUGGUUGACUAUCAUUGCUCUGCCUGUCUUCUAUAACUGGUGUCUUCUGGUGUGCAGGGCCUGUUUCGAUGAGCUACAGUCCGAGCACGUGAUGCUGUGGCUGGUCCUGGACUACUCGGCAGAUGUCCUCUAUGGCUUGGAUGUGCUGGUGCGAGCCCGGACAGGCUUCCUUGAGCAAGGCUUGAUGGUCAGGGAUGCCCAGAGGCUUUGGAAGAAUUACACAAAGACCGUGCAUUUCAAGCUGGACAUGUUGUCCCUGGUCCCCACAGACCUGGCUUAUUUUAAGUUCGGUAUAAACUACCCAGAACUGAGGUUCAACCGCCUAUUGAAGUUUGCCCGGCUCUUUGAGUUCUUCGACCGCACAGAGACAAGGACCAACUACCCCAAUUUGUUCAGGAUCGGGAACUUGGUCUUGUACAUCGUCAUUAUCAUCCACUGGAAUGCCUGCAUCUACUUUGCCAUUUCCAAGUUCAUUGGUUUUGGGACAGAUUCCUGGGUCUAUCCAAACAUCUCAAACCCAGAGUAUGGACGCCUUUCCAGGAAAUACAUUUACAGUUUCUAUUGGUCCACCUUGACCCUGACCACCAUCGGGGAGACCCCACCCCCUGUGAAAGAUGAGGAGUAUCUGUUUGUGGUCAUAGACUUCCUAGUGGGCGUCCUGAUUUUUGCCACCAUUGUUGGCAAUGUGGGCUCCAUGAUCUCGAACAUGAAUGCUUCACGGGCCGAGUUUCAGGCCAAGAUUGACUCUAUUAAGCAGUACAUGCAAUUCCGCAAGGUGACCAAGGACUUGGAGACACGGGUGAUCCGGUGGUUUGACUACCUGUGGGCCAACAAGAAGACGGUGGAUGAGAAGGAGGUGCUCAAGAGUCUCCCAGACAAACUGAAGGCCGAGAUCGCCAUCAAUGUGCACCUGGACACUCUGAAGAAGGUCUGCAUCUUCCAAGACUGUGAGGCAGGGCUGCUGGUAGAGCUUGUGCUCAAGCUGCGGCCUGCAGUGUUCAGCCCAGGCGAUUACAUCUGCAAGAAGGGGGACAUCGGGAGGGAGAUGUACAUCAUCAAAGAGGGCAAGCUGGCUGUGGUGGCUGAUGAUGGGAUCACCCAGUUCGUGGUCCUGAGUGAUGGGGGUUACUUUGGGGAGAUCAGCAUCUUAAACAUCAAGGGGAGCAAGUCAGGGAACCGCAGGACAGCCAACAUCAGGAGCAUCGGCUACUCAGACCUGUUCUGCCUUUCCAAGGAUGAUCUGAUGGAGGCUCUCACCGAAUACCCGGAAGCCAAGAAGGCCCUGGAGGAGAAGGGACGGCAGAUCCUGUUGAAGGACAACCUGAUUGAUGAGGACCUGGCCAAGGCCGGAGCAGACCCCAAGGAUAUCGAGGAGAAGGUGGAGCACCUGGAAUCCUCCCUGGACACCCUGCAGACCAGGUUUGCACGGCUCCUGGCUGAGUAUAACGCCACCCAGAUGAAAGUGAAGCAGCGUCUCAGUCACCUGGAAAGCCAGGUGAAGAUCUGUGGGAGUGACCCUCGGUCUGACGGGGGUGCUCCUGGGGAGGCUGAGAAAACAGAGACCAAACAAGAGUGA